GCUGCCUGGCGGCCCCGGCUCUCCCGUUUGAAAGUACCUCGUCGUUCCGCCGUUCUCGCCUUAAAUGGUUGGCGCUGCGCACCUCCCACGGAGGGACGAGUUAGACUCAGACUUGGCACUGGCGCGGUUGUUUGUGUAGAGCGCUGGGUAACCCAGAGAGAGCUGUUCCUUGCACUGCAUCCCUCGCCCUUUCCAGAUGUGAGCCUGUCACAGCCAGUACAGAGAAGGGCCUCCCCUUGUCUUCACUUGUCUUCAGGACACUCGCUUCUGCGUUCCUUCUACUUUGUCAAAAAAAAAAAAAAAAAAAAAAAAAAAGCCAAACCCAACACCCAGUCCACAAAAAACUUCUGUUGACCUAAGGAAGAGCUUGUGGCAUCUCUGUCUCUCCUUGCCUCCCAAGAUCCUGGCUGUGGGCUGGAUUUCCUAUCCUCGAGUUCAGGAUCAGCUACAGAGUUUGAGGAUCUUGGAUAUUUUUGAUUUUUAUUUUUACUAGAACCUUUUCAACCGAGAAGCUGAAGCUGUCACUGCUAAAACCCCGUUUUUUUUUCCCAAGCAUGUCAGAAAGCUGGCAGCAGCAACAGCAGCAACCACAGCAGCAGCCGCCGCCACCACCACCGCAGCAGCACCAUACUGGGGCCGCCACCCUUCCAGAACACUCCAUCCCACCGAGUACUGCUGAGAACCCCUUGGGCUGCGCCGUCUACGGCAUUCUGCUCCAGCCGGACCCCACUCUGCAGCACCACCAGCACGCUCCGAUCCAGGCUGGAGAGCCGUCCCACAAAUGCGGUGUGUGUGGCCAUGACCUCGCUCACUUGUCCAACCCCCAUGAGCAUCAGUGCUUGCCAGGCCAUGAUCGCUCUUUCCAGUGCACCCAGUGUCUGAAGAUCUUCCACCAGGCCACUGACCUCCUUGAACACCAGUGCAUCCAGGUGGAGCAGAAGCCUUUUGUGUGCGGCGUGUGCAAGAUGGGCUUUUCUCUCCUCACUUCACUGGCGCAGCACCACAAUGUCCACAAUGGCAACGCCAUGAAGUGCUCUAUCUGCGAGAAGACCUACAAGCCUCCCGAAGCGGAGCACUCGCAACCUCUUGACCCCUCAGAGAAGCCCUACAGCUGCUCCAUCUGUCAGAAGACCUUCAAGCAUCUUUCAGAGCUCUCCCGCCAUGAGCGCAUCCAUACGGGAGAGAAGCCGUACAAGUGCACGCUGUGCGACAAGAGCUUCAGCCAGUCGUCCCACCUGGUGCACCAUAAGCGGACGCACAGCUCGGAGCGGCCCUACAAGUGCACGGUGUGCGAGAAGACCUUCAAGCACCGCUCGCACCUGGUGCGCCACAUGUACGCACACUCAGGCGAGCACCUCUUCAAGUGCAACGUCUGCGAGCUGCACUUCAAGGAGUCGUCGGAGCUGCUGCAGCACCCUUGCACGCCCAGCGGGGAACGGCCGUUCCGCUGCGGGGAGUGCCAGAAGGCCUUCAAGCGCCCCUCGGACCUGCGGCAGCACGAGCGCACGCACAGCGAGGAGCGGCCCUUCAAGUGUGACCUCUGCCAGAUGAGCUUCAAGCAGCAGUAUGCGCUCAUGCGCCAUCGCCGCACGCACAAGGUCGAGGAGCCCUUCAAGUGCAACCUGUGCGAGAAGGGCUUCGUGCAGCCCUCGCACUUGGUGUACCACCAGCACGUGCACGGCAUAGAAAACCUCUUUAAGUGCAACGUGUGCCAGAAGGGCUUCAACCAGUCCUCAGAGCUGCUGCGGCACAAGUGCGUGCAGAACGCAGAGCGGCCCUUCAAGUGCGCAGUGUGCAACAAGUCCUACAAGCGGGCCUCGGCCCUGCAGAAGCACCAGCUGGCCCACUGCGCUGAGAAGCCGCUCAAGUGCACGCUUUGUGAGAGACGUUUCUUCUCCUCCUCCGAGUUCGUGCAGCAUCGCUGCGACCCGGCCCGUGAGAAACCCCUCAAGUGCCCUGACUGUGAAAAGCGGUUCAAGUACGCCUCGGACCUGCAGCGCCACCGGCGCGUGCACACGGGCGAGAAACCCUACAAGUGCCCCUCGUGCGAGAAGGCGUUCAAGCAGCGCGAGCACCUCAACAAGCACCACAGCGUGCACGCUCGGGAGCAGCAGUACAAGUGCAUGUGGUGUGGCGAACGGUUCCUGGACCUGGGCCUGCUGCAGGAGCACAGCGUCCAGCACACGGCUGAGGGCGCCUACCAGGUGGCUGCCUGCUUGCCAUGAGCCUCCUGCCCUUCGGCGGCUUUCAGCUUGCAUGUGAUGCUCCUGAGCCUCGGCCUUCCCUUCCCUCUCCUCGUUUGCAGAUGGCCUCCAGGGAGUUGUGGGGGAAAGGGGAGGUAGGGCGGGCAGUCGGGUAAACUUUCCUCUGGCCUCUGUGGUUGAUGUGCCACUUAUAUUCCAGGGGUGAUGGAUGAUGUGAAAACUUGUUCGGGGUGGAGAGGAAAGGAGGGAGGUGGGGAGAGGAGAUGAUGCCUGUAGUUGCCUGGUGUCCCGUGGACUGUAGUUCACACCGAACAUGCAGUUCCAGUGCUGAGAGCUGGCAGAUCUCUGCCCGGCUGCUCUCUAUGGACAGCAGCCCUAAUUGCGGGACCUCUUUCUCCUCUCUUGUCCAAUAACAUCCGUGGAGAGAGCUGGGUUAUUCUCCUCUUGGAGAGUGCUUGGGAACAAGGCAGAGCCAGCUCUUCCUUCUUUCCAGAUGUGCUGCUCAGCGUCAGAGUAGAAGUCCCAGCUUUGUUAGUCCAAGUUCAGUUGAGUGACUCAAGAGACCUGUUUCAGAUCGGUAGCAUGGAUUCACUGCCCUGACCUCCCCUUCUCUCCCUCUUUCUAGAGCGUAGGAAGGGCAAAGCCAUGGGGUUGCACAGGUCCAAAAUACACUUUGGCAUUGCUGCUUUUGCAGUCACUGGCUGUAACACUCUGCAAGGGUGUCGAGCAAGCCUGCCCGUCCCUCAUCGCUGCCCAGCAGCAAGGGGAAGAGUAACAAGCACUGCGCGCCGAGAGUGUGGUGAGGAGAGUCUCUGCGCUGUACUGGCCAAGAGCCUGGGGUUUGCAGUCUGCUUCUUGAAGGACCUAGCUCCCCUCUGAAGACUUACCUCCAAGCCCCUUCCCUCCUUGUUCCGCUUGGGCCAUUAGCGUACCUCCAAGGGAGCGGUCAAGCAAAGGGACAUCCUAGGAGCUGAACACUAAUGGGUGAGGCAAACACUACUAAUAAACUACAUCUACGGAAAUGAGCUUGGCCAUCUUCAACUAUAAGCCACGCUGUGCACCUUGGGCUUCAUGUCUGAUUUGCUGGGAGCAAAAUAGUUCUGUCCAGAGUGAGUAGGGAAGAGUCCCUCCUGGCCUGUGGGGUCAGUGCCAUGGGAAGGGGAAGGCUAGCAGGAGGUAAAGGAGAAGCGUAUUUUUUCCCCCUGUUAUGGGAGUCCCUUUUUAUCCUCCUAUUCUUUCUUUAUUUCUUCUGUAUUUUUCAGGUUUUGCACAGUUUCUGUAAACAUCACUUAAAAAUAAAUUUCCCCUUAGCAAGAUUGAUGCAGCCUCAGGUGUUUUCCUCUGCAGGGUUUUGCAGUCUUCUCAUGACCAAGAGCCUUUUAUAUGCCAGUUAGAUGCCUUCAGGGUUGAAGGAGUGCUUACUAAGUUGCCCACCAGCCUUCCCUUCUCCAUCCUCGCUGGCCCUCAUUUGAGCUGGGAGUGUUCUGGCUAGCUGUUUUACUGAGCAAUAGCCAAUAAAUUGUCCAUGUGCUGUCCAGGUGAUGAGGACAAGUUUAAUAAAUGUCCCCAGCACAUAUAGACAGAUUAACCUUGCAGAAAGUCGGGCUGUACCUCCUCUGCUUGUAGAGGACACUAAUCUGAAAGAUGGAGGAAGACUUUUUGUCUCCAUUUCCAGCACCGUCAGGAGGAGCAUUUCCACAGGGGGCUGGGACAGUUCAGUGACAGGUCUGACCCUGAGGCUGAGGCUUCUUCAUGUGCGGCUUUAAGGAGUUUAAAAUAAACCUUGCUCUCUGCUGACCAAGGGAAGGGGGGCGGAUGCUCAUCUUACUUCACGCUGCCUCAAAGAUGUAGAACUUCCUACCAAGUUUUUCUGUCUGCGUUUCUUUUUCCAUUUUUUUUAAGCAGUUUGUUGAUAAUUCAUUAAAAAAAAUCCUGUAUAGUUUAACUUGAUGUCAUACUGGAUCUUAAAAAAAAAAAAAAAAAAAAAGGAAAAGGAGAGAGAGAGAGAGACGUGGUAACCCGGAUUUUUAAAGACCUUUCCAGUUCUAGGUAGCUGGAUGAGUUCAAUGUGUGCUUAACUCUAGGAGUAAAGAUGAAUCGAAGACAAGGAAAGUGAACCUUGUCUUUAUAGAAGGGCUGGGCCUGGUGGUGCUGGAGGCCUCGCUGGUUGAAGUUUAGGUUCAGAGUUGGGGAACUAAAGCGCGUGUUUUCAAAGCUGGCCUCUCUUCAGCUCUGAAACCCCUCGGCCUGCUGGCCUGUGCUCGUUCCUCGGAGACUUGCUGGGAAUGACCAGCGCUUCUGAACUGGCUCGUGAGUCUUUAAAUGAAGGUGAAGCUCUCUCUCCGAGUCCUCUCUGGACUCGUGGUGGUAGUGAAAGCGCUGCCUGGUAGGUGCGGGUGUGCUGGUUUUAGACUCCUGCAAGCGGUCAGAUGGCAAAGAGCAGGCUAUCGAGCAGUAAAUACCACACCCUCGAGAUAAGGAAGGCGGCUGGGGAGGCAGAUCGACCUGUGCGCUCCCAGCGAUCGAGCCCUCCUCAAGCGAGGAGACGGGCAAGACGGGGGACUACCUUCCUUGAGAAACAGGCCCUUCCUCCUGCCUUCUCAGCUGCGGUUUGUUUGCUUAGGUGUCCGCUCGCUAGCUGUGAGCACACGAUCCGUCAUCGCCAUGGUUUCGCAGCCGGUUUAGAAACGCGGCACCCACGUGAACCCUCGUUCCGUUCCCGUCUGGCGUCAGCGCUUCCUCGAGCUGUGGGUAACUCUCUGUUCGUGCCCAAAGCGGCCCGACGCAAGCGCUGUGCUCGGCUGGAGACGGGCCCUGCGGAGCAAGGCGUUCACACCGCCUCCUCGAGCCCGACGCUGGCAGCUCUCUGCCCGGCUCCGCCGUUAGUUACGGGUUGCGGGCCCGAGCUGGGAGGAGGCGGAACAGGGCGCUCACCCUUGUGACAGGAGAGCGUGAAACGGAGCCUGCUGGCUGGAGGAGAAAUCGCUAACGCGGACAGCGAGUGGCUGUGCUCUGCCGUCUCCUCUCCCCGGGGUCCCGAGUGCUCCUGCAGUUCCUCUCCGCCUCGGUGGCUUGGCAAAAGGAGUCGCGCUUUCUGAUUUGGGCGCAACAGGGCUGCUCUGGCCUUCCUCCUGCGAUCCGAGGAUGGCAGCUCGGCGAUGUGCUUUGCUCCGGCGACGGCGCUGCCCGGCCCUGUCCCCUUUGAAUCGGCGCUUGCUGGGAACGUCGCCGGGAAGGCGCUGCUUCCCUCGCGCUCGGCACGGAAAGCCCUUCGAGGGGCUGAAGGGAGCCCCAGCUCCUGCAGGCCCGUGGUGACUUGGACUCGUCGUCUUUUUUCGCUGCCCUACAACAGCCCAAGUCCAGUGAAAGUCCUUUGUGGUGGAGCACAGGAUGGCUUCUGCUGUUAGACCGCCGUGCUGGUGGAUGAGUGUUCCUGCAUCUCCGGCUGGCGGGCCGUGAACCAGGCCUGCGCGGAGCAGGCGUUUCUGAACGGCCACUGACAGCACUGAGUAUAUUUUUAUAAGGAAGUUACAAGUUUAGUUGUUACAAGCCUAGUCGUAAGCAGCUCUGUUUCGUAUGGUUGGGCUGGGGGAGCAGGUUGGUCUCCGUUGCUGUGCCUUUGGGACACGUUGGGUUUUAUUUUUCAGGAUGGGGGUGGGGAGAAGUGAUGGAAAGGGCACGAGGCAUGCGAGCAUCAGGAGAGCAGCUCUGGGUGGGGAGGCAGGGGCCGGCCUGGGGAGACAGGCAUCUCCUGGGUGGCGCUGCAGAAGGCUCCCUGUUAACUGUUCGUAUUUCCUUCUCAAACCAAAGAGCAGUUGUGGCCAAAGCCUCUUUGGAGCAAAAUGUGUUUCUUCUACUCUGUACUUGUGUUGAACUUAACUUCUGGUGUUUCUUUCAAGAGACUUGCAGGCUUCUUUAUGCUGCCUCUACUUGGCUUCAGACGUUACUCGUUGACCAGCAGUACCUAAUGGAGUUACCAUGUUGAAGCUAGUAUUGUAUCAGCCCUUAGUGAGUGCUGAGGGAGUCUGUGGCCAUGGGUUUCUUCAAGACCUUGUUGCAAGCUGUUUGGAGAUGCUCUCUAGGGCUAGAGUAGGGAAUAGUCCUUUCUGGUGGGCUCUUCUCUUCUGGCUUUCCCACGUGGGAAGCAGGCAGUUUGAACAUAAGACACCUUAAAGAAGGCAAGAGGGGAGCGGGUUAGGUUGGCCAAAGGCUGUUUGAAGGCUGUGCAGGAGACACAUCCUGCUCUCUGGCUGCUCUGUGCUUGCUCCCAGGAAGAAGGUAGUCUUUUACCUGGAGAUUUUCAUCAACCUUCUCUUCCCCUUCCCCUACAUACAGGAUGCCUUUAUCUGUGACUUGACUCCUCCUCCUCCACUGUUAUUUUGAUUAUACUUUUGUAAGACCUUCUAGGCUUCUUUGCCCUGUGUUGGAUUCUUCUUUGUAAGUGAUGCUUUGUUUUCAUCUCGUUUCCAUUCUGAUUGCUUGUCUCUGUGAGGUCUCCUCCCCCUCUCCUUCCCCUCAGAUUCCUCAGGCUGGGGCUGGUUCCAGGUGAUACGGGAACCACUGAUAGUGAAGUUGGGUGUUUGGGACUGUGAAUCUCACUGGAAUCCAGUGGGUGGUUUGGCUCCGUCCCCCCAUGAGGCCCCUGUCUCACUGGGCUUGUGUGAUGCUAGGAACGCUCCCGUGGCCUGGCGGUCUUGGCUUUAUUGGGUUGUGUCUGUAGUACAACUAGUCCUGGCAAGUUAGUCUGAGCAAGUGUCCCAUCACAUUGGGGCAGGAGCCGGAGCAGAGCUGUAUGAAACAGGUACUAGGGCUAGAGUUGCCAUUUCCAUUGCCACAUCCCUAAGACUGGGGGUUAAGUCGGUAUAGGGCUGUCAAGUGUUCCUGGGAGAAGUCAUGGAGCUGCCUGGGCUGCAGUUUGGCAGCUGGAUCCCCCUGGGAAUGCCUGCUGAGCUGCUCAGCAGAUCAUGCAGAUGGCUAAACUGAUUUUACUGUGGUGUGGGAAUCCUUGCACUGUUAGGAGGGAGGAGAGCACUUUCUACACUUUCUUUGGGUAUUUACUGUCAAGUCUGGGCUUCAACCAGAGCCUGGGUGUUAAUUAAUGAAGCCAAAAGCCUCUACGUCACUGUUCUUCAGAGCAUGACUCUCUCUGUUGGGUGGUGAGUUACCCUGCGGGAGGGUUCCUGCACACUCGUACAUAACGUUGAGAUGCAAUAAUAACAGGCAAGCAAGAUUCGGGGGGCUACGGCUCUACGUCGGGACUUUGGCAAGCACAGCUUCUCUUCCAAGCUGCGAGGCACUAUGUCCUUCUGCAGCACUUCUUUGGCAGCCAUCUCCAAGCGCUUUCUGGACGCGAAGAAGCUGCUGUCAUGGUGUCCCUGGGGCACUUGCUGAGAGAGCAGGACCUCAGGUUGGAGUUGUACCCUGAGGCACUGUGGGCUUGUCUCUCAAUGCCACUGAGUGGUGGACCUCAGUGAUUUCAGGGGCAGUUCUUCAUUGCUGGGGAGUCUUGUUGAGAUGGAGACCUUGCUGCGGCCCCAGUCAGGUUCCCGGGAGCUCCUCGUGACCUGUGGCUGUGGCUCAGGCCGACUUCCCAGGGCCGUGGGAAGUUGUAGCCAAGGAUGAUGAGGUUUGUGUGGCUCGCAGUGCCUUUAACACUGCUCUCUGUACGUUUCUAAGAUGAUAUCCAUGUACGUGUGUAUAUAUAUUGUAUUAACACAUCCCGCUCUUCUGUGUGAGUGUCAAAUGGUUUUGCUUUACUAAUAAAUUUAUAGUUAUUUAUAC
Messenger RNA from Rhea pennata, 7985 nucleotides. It is a transcript of the gene ZNF319, whose product is annotated as zinc finger protein 319. Gene Ontology annotation, cellular component: nucleus. Gene Ontology annotation, biological process: regulation of transcription by RNA polymerase II. NCBI's taxonomy places the organism in Eukaryota, Metazoa, Chordata, Aves, Rheiformes, Rheidae. The transcript is spliced from 2 exons. The record is from RefSeq and is a predicted model, not a curated record. The coding region runs from base 555 to 2225 and encodes 556 amino acids. Gene Ontology annotation, molecular function: DNA-binding transcription factor activity, RNA polymerase II-specific; RNA polymerase II cis-regulatory region sequence-specific DNA binding.